GGUCCUGCGCUGACGCUGCGCUGCGGUGUGAUCUGUGGGCUUGUCCGCGCUGCGGUGUGAUUUGCGAGCUUGCCCGCGCUGCGGUGUGAUCUGCUAGCUUGCCCGCGCUGCGGCGAGAUCUGUGGGCUUGCGCUACGCCUAUCCUGCGAAUAGUGCCUUGUUCUCACAGCUGCCGCUCGACACCAGUGCAAGCACAGCAAAUGAGGUUGCAGCAAUGUAAUCUGCUAACCUCCGAGCACUGCAGCUCCAAUCGACGCUCGGAUUGGUUGAUUUAUGUGAGAGAUCAACGCGAUUUGCCAGUCGCGUUUUUGUGUGUUGAGCUCGACUGGGGUCGGGUUUGCUUCGGCAGCACCAGGCAACGGGGAGACGCAGUUCCAUGCAUGUAAGUGAGGACGGGGAUGAUUGGGACCCGUCUUCGUCGCACCUGUCCGCAUGUGACCAGAUUCAGGGUGUGACAAGGGCCGGUGCUCUCUUGUUCUCCGCCCCACACCGCUUACAAUAAGAUGAUGUCGACGCUGCCCGCCAUCGCCGAGGACGCGCCCAGCAACGACCAGCGGUCCGCGCCCGCACCGACACUGAAACACACGGUCUCCAAGGGUUCGAUACAGGAGAUGUCGCAGCACGUCGACCCCCGGCGCCGCUCCCGCUCAUUAUCCGACGAGGCCAUCCAGAAGACCUACGAGGAGCGCUACGCGACCAAGGAGAAGGGCGACUGAGGCCAUGGAGCGCCGGGUCCUGCGCGCGGCGAGCGUCGGCGCCGCCAUGGCCGCGGACAUUUUGGUCAACUACCCGCUCUGGAUCGUCGCGAAGCGCGUCGGGGCCGGUCUCUCGGCGCUGCCGCCGCUCCACAGGUUGUACGCCGGCGGCGGCGCGCUCUGGGUGUCGAUCGCGCCGACGACCAUCAUCGAGGACGGCGUGUCCACUGUCCUAAAGCCGCGGUGUGGGGACCUCGCGGCCUCUGCCGCGUCCGGCGCGAUCGCGGGCGUCUGUGUCACGUCGCAAGUCGAGCGGUGCAUCACGGCGUCGCACGCCCGAAAUCUAUCGGUGCGAGAGACCGCCGUGGCCAUCUACCGGCGCGGCGGCGUCGCUGGUCUUGCGUGGCCACCCGGCAUGCUUGCGACGGCGUGCCGCGAAGUUCCUUUCGCCGCAGCUCUCUUCGCGGUGCGCCCGCGCCUGCGGACCAUCGCGGAGGAGCGCUACCCCACGACGCAACGGUUCCUGCGCGAGCUGUCCUGCGGCGUGGCCGCCGCCUCUGUGGCCGGUCCCGCGAGCCAUGCGCCCUCCGUCGUGGCCGCGUAUCAACAGGCCACUGGCGUGACUCCCCGCCAGGCGAUCGCCCAGAUCUAUGCAGCUGGCGGACUCAGGGAGUUCUUCCGGGGCCUGCCCGCGCGGACGGUCUCAUUAGCUGGCACGUUCACGGUCGUGCCCCUGGCGCUGGACUGGUUCGCCGUCCAGUAGCCGCUGCUUGUCUUUUGCUGUGUAGAUACUACUACUCCUGUGCUUAAAUACAGUCUUGAUCUU
Molecule: messenger RNA, 1521 nt
Organism: Pelagomonas calceolata
Lineage: Eukaryota; Pelagophyceae; Pelagomonadales; Pelagomonadaceae
Source: the annotation of a GenBank genome assembly